CUCUGGACAGGCUGAGUGGAAAGCUGGAAAGCCCCUCCCUGGUGAUUGUAGCCUACGACGCGAUGGUGCUUUAAUGUCAUUGUUUGAGUGGAGCUGCGCCCCGCUUGCAUCCGCUGGGAUCAAACAACCCCGACAGCGAGAACCCUUUUUGUCAUAGAAAUCAGACACUGCCUCUCAGUCACACGUGGGCUUCCGAAAUGCUAAAAAGUUGAACAUCCAGCCGUGGACUUGUAAUACAGAACGGAUCAAGGAGAUGCUGAGGACAAUCUGAACAGUGUACGACAGGACUCUCUCCACGUUUCACUCUAAUCGGCAGUAGGAUACAUAUAUUUGUAUAUAGCUGGUGUGUAUAUAGCUGGUGAGCUACAGUGCUCUGUAGCCUAAAGCAUAUGCAUAACUUUUAUCGCGCUUAGAAAAGUAGGCAAUAGGGGCGAGUUUGUUCUUCGUUUGAAAUGGCAAUCAAGUCAAUUUCCGUGAGUGUCGCUCAGUAGAGUUUUUUUUGUUUUGAAUGUACAAAAACUAGCAUAGCAUAUUUGUAAAAAAUGCCGGAUUUGGCCCCACUAAUUGUUUUGUUUGCGCUGCUCUGUUCAAUCUCUGGGCGCGCAUCCGGAUGCCCUCUCCGGUGCGAAUGCUCAGAAGCCGCGCACACCGUCAAGUGUGUUUCCAAAUACUUGCGGAGUGUCCCGUCCGGGAUACCAGGGUACACGAGGAAUCUGUUUAUAACGGGAAAUCAGAUCAGCAGAAUUGGACCAGAGUCGUUCAAAGGGCUGGACAAUUUAACCACGUUGUCACUGAGUAACAACAGGAUAACAGAGAUAGAGUCUCAGACGUUUUCCGGACUGCGUUCCCUCCGCUCUCUGGACCUGAGCUCCAACCAGCUGACUGUCAUCAACCCAGAGGCCUUCACUGUCCCGGGCCACACCCUCAGGGAGCUCAACCUCAGCCGAGCUCUCUACAACCACUCCUCUGUCAUGGACCUGGCUAUGUCUCUUCGCUGGUCCACCCUGGGGGAGAUCCGGACCCUGGACCUGUCAGGGAACAGCCUGAUCUACCUGCCCUCUCACACCUUCUCCUACCUGGGGGGCCUGCGGAGGCUCAUCCUGGCCAACAACUCCCUGGUGGCCCUCUACAAUGGCACCUUCUCUGGGCUGGACUCUCUGGAGCAGCUGGAUCUGACCUUCAACGCUCUGCGGACCGUCCAGGAGGAGGGCCUGGCUGAGCUGGACUCGCUGUGUCCCGGGGCGAGACUCAUUCUAGGGGAGAACCCCUGGACCUGUAUCUGUGGCAUGGAGCCCUUCGCUGCCUGGCUCAACUCCUCCCAGGGACAUGUGGGGGACGCAGAGAGCCUGGUGUGUGCCUUCCCCCCAGACAUGAGGAACAUCUCUCUGCUGAGGUUGGCGGCUGGACAGGCUGGGGUGGGCAGGGACAGGGUGGCGCUGGGGUGCCACAGGGUGGAUGAGGGGGCGGACCUGGCCCUCCAGACUUCCUACGUGUUCCUAGGGAUCGUCCUGGGCUUCGUGGGACUCAUCUUCCUCUUGGUCCUCUACCUCAACCGGCAGGGCAUCAAGAAGAGGAUCAAUGACAUGCGGGAAGCGUGCACGGAGGUGUUGGAGGGAUACCACUACCGCUACGAGCACGACGCCGACCCCAGGCUCUCACAGGUCUCCACCACGGCAGACAUUUGAUGAUAUCAAGACACUCAAGGGGCUUCCAUGAUCCUUCUUUCAUAAUUGAAAACAUUGAAAACAUUUUUUUCUAUUGCAUUUAUAGAGAAUAAUGUAGAAACUGUACAUAUGAAUUGUCUGUAAAUAUAAACAUACAGUAAGUAUAUAACUGGGCAUUGCUAUUGUUUUCCCAGUAGCUGGGUCCAUGACGAAAGCAUGAACCGUCUGUCUGAUUAUAGUCCUUCUCAACCAGUCCUCCCUUCCAGUCCACACAUCGUCUGAGACUAGGAAUAACCCCUAACUGAUAAAGGGGCAUGGGCUGUGAAAGAGAACUGGUGUAUGGAUGGGGGACGGACUGACUGUUCUUCUACAUAGAUUUUCCCCUCUUAAAAGAGGUGCUUCUCUGUCUGUCCUCGAGUGAAGUGUCACGUGAAGGAGUGAAACGACAAUUGGACAAUAUCAUUCAUGUAUGUUUUGAUUCUUGGAACUGAGAACAGAUAUGGAUGAAUAUACUUAAUUCAUGAAGCUGAAGUAAUACAACUGAAGACUGUUCUUAUACAUUUCACCUGCUAUGACUUUACGUGAAUGUUGUUCUUUGAGGAGAGAUCUUGUAAAUGUAUAUACUAUCUCUACCAAGCUCAAGUAAAGCCAAGUUCAUCAGCCCAUAAGAUGCAGGUUGUGUGACACCAACCCCUGUGAAACUUGGGCAAAAUGGCUGUGUCUGAAAUUGCACCAUAUUUCCUAUAUGGGCCCUGGUCAAAAGUAGUGCACUUAUAAAAGGAAUAGGGUACCAUGGGGACACAGACAAUCUCUCAUUGAGCUUUGAGGGCCAGCUCACCCCAGGACUGAGGAGCAGUUCUUUGGUCUUCUGUCCCUCUGCCCCAGGGUGCCUGAAUGGAAUCCCAGCAGAUUAGUCUCCAUAGCAUUCCAAAGGAAGGAGAACCUCUCCUCCUAGCUCUCCUAAAAUCAACUCUCUCUUUUCACGGAGAUGAGUGGAAAAAGGAGGAUUGUUCACACUGCACAGCCACAGUCAUACAGCAACGGAAAUCUCCAGACCCUCUUUCAUGAAAAUGUGCUUUGUUUUAAGAUCUCUAGUUUUAUUUUCAAGAUGAUGAGAACCAGGACGAGCCUGGGGCUAUAGGGCUGAGGCAGGGGCUAUAGGUCUGAUGCUGGGGCUAUAGGGCUGAUGCUGGGGCUAUAGGGCUGAGGCAGGGGCUAUAGGGCAGGGCUGGAGCUAUAGGGCUGAGGCAGGGGCUAUAGGGCUGGGGCUGAGACAGGGGCUAAAUGGCUGAGGCUAUAGGGCUGGGGCUAUAGGGCUGAGGCUAUAGUGCUGGGGCUAUAGGGCUGAGGCUAUAGGGCUGAGGCUGGGGCUAUAGUGCUGGGGCUAUAGGACUGAAGCAGGGGAUAUAGGUCUGGGGCUAUAGGGCUGAGGCUAUAGUGCUGGGACUAUAGUGCUGAGUCUGGGGCUAUAGGGCUGAGGCUGGGGCUAUAGUGCUGGGGCUAUAGGACUGAGGCAGGGGCUAUAGGGCUGAUGCUGGGGCUAUAGGGCUGAUGCUGGGGCUAUAGGGCUGAGGCAAGGGCUAUAGGGCUGAUGCUGGGGCUAUAGGGCUGAGGCUGGGGCUAUAGGGCUGGGGCUAUAGUACUGAGGCUAUGGGGCUGGGGCUGAAGAAGGGCCUGGGGGUGCAUGGGGCUGAGCCAAAAGCGAUCCCUCCUCGAAGAUAACAGCCGUUCCCUAAAGGAAGGAAAGCCUGGGUGGAGCUGAAGCUGUUUCUGUUCAGGGGACUUUUCAGUGAUAGGAUACAGAUGAGCCUGGAAUGCCAGCAACAGAGCAGGCAGCAGCAGUUUAAUUCAGACGCCGAGGCCUGCUCUGCUCUUAUUAACUAGUGCAGUGAAGGAACUGUUGUUGCCUUCCUUCUUACAACAGAAAUAUACUUAAGCAAUAAGGCCAGAGGAGGUGUGGUAUAUGGCCAAUAUACCACAGCUUAGGCACAACGCAACAAAUAUAAAUUAGCUGUGGUAUAUUGGCCAUAUAGCACAAACCCCCGAGGAGCCUUAUUGCUAUUAUAAACUUGUUACCAACAUAAAUAGAGCAGUAAAACAAAAUGUUUUGUCAUACCCGUGGUAUACGGACUGAUAUACCAUGGCUUUCAGCCAAUCAAAAUUCAGGGCUCAAACCACCCAGGUUAAAGUAUUUGUUAUACACUUAAAUUAUAAUUCAUUCCUCUGCUGUUAUCUGUUUGUUUUUAAACCAAUUUGUGAAGUGAUAGUUGACCUAAAUGGGAUGUGUUGGGAGUACAUAUGGUUCUCUUUGAUCUGUGAUGUUUCUGUCAUGAUGUCUAAAGUCACAGUGAGAAACCUAACCUUGGUAAUUGGUACCAGGCUAAUGUUUAGUCUGGUGUGUGAAAACUAGAGAGGGAGAACAUAGCAACAAAGAACACAUUUCUUAUUUAUGUCUCCAUUUGAAGUUUACAUUUUUUAUUGCAUGUUUUUUUAGUUGAAUAUAAAGCCUGGACAUUGUGUAGAAUCCUUUCAACCAAACUUGAAAUUCUAAUAGCAUAUUUGAAUGAGGUUUUUCUUUUUUAUAUAUAUAUAUUUGAAUAAAAGCCUGUGUC
Oncorhynchus kisutch (coho salmon) is the source of this 4276-nucleotide messenger RNA. Its product is annotated as trophoblast glycoprotein-like. The transcript is spliced from 2 exons. Gene Ontology annotation, cellular component: plasma membrane. Gene Ontology annotation, biological process: negative regulation of canonical Wnt signaling pathway. Gene Ontology annotation, molecular function: protein binding. Bases 543 to 1685 code for a protein of 380 amino acids. The record is from RefSeq and is a predicted model, not a curated record. NCBI's taxonomy places the organism in Eukaryota, Metazoa, Chordata, Actinopteri, Salmoniformes, Salmonidae.